AUGUUCUAUGAGACGCGCCAUCCGCCAGAGGGCUCGAAGAAGCGCCUGACGCUUCACCUGCAGAAAUACAUACACUGGACAGGGAAGAACAUGAAGCUCAUGGCCAAGAGGGUGGAGAGAGCGUGGGAAUACGGAUCGUUUCAGAAGUACUUUGAUGAGAGAUACCCAACAUUAACAGAUACACGCGGGAGGAGUCUGCCCCGCAUGAAGUAA
Molecule: messenger RNA, 213 nt
Organism: Eimeria mitis
Lineage: Eukaryota; Apicomplexa; Conoidasida; Eucoccidiorida; Eimeriidae
Product: ribosomal protein L33, putative
Exons: 2
Coding region: 1-213 (70 amino acids)
Source: RefSeq, a predicted model, not a curated record